Molecule: messenger RNA, 165 nt
Organism: Sphaerulina musiva SO2202
Lineage: Eukaryota; Fungi; Ascomycota; Dothideomycetes; Mycosphaerellales; Mycosphaerellaceae
Exons: 1
Source: RefSeq, a predicted model, not a curated record
AAACCCAAGUCAACCCAUAAAACCGUCGCAGAAGCAGAUGCUGAGCUCAUGGAGAAGCUUGCGGGACAUUCAGAUGCCGGAGGUGCCGCGGGCGUGGAGUACGAAAAUGGCAAACCUGUUGCGCAGAAACGGAGUGUCAGAAACAACAUGUUUCGACUGAUAUGA